CUAGAUAGCUAGCUAGUUACAUAGCCACGGUAAACUUCUCCAUAUGGUUGGAAGUUUUUCACAAUAUGUCUUAACAAAUGCAUUGGCCAGGUGGUGGAUUGAGGAUAUUGAACAGAGAACAACAAAACAAAACGUUUAAGUUAACAAUUAUAGCUAUUAUAUUUCGUUAGAAUAAUUUGCUAUAUUAUAUGUAUUACUAGAUGUGAACAGUAAGAAAUAUAGAUUAGCAGAAUUAGCCAUCUGUUGCUAGCUAAUAAACUAGGCUGAACUGCAGCGACACCGGUACACUUUUAGCCAGCUGUUGUUCUUAAUCGCUUUUUGAAAACAAUAUAUAGCUUUUCUUCCUCUGUAUCGUCUGCAAAACACAUUCCGAUGAAUGCCACGGGUCUUGUGUAAUUUAUUACUCUGAAUAAUUGUGUGUGAAAAAUCUAACCUUUGCGGGGUGAAUGUAAUUUUCUUGUUAACAUUUUGUUCGGCCACCUGUACUUUACUUUUGUUGCUAGUCGAUUCUCAAUCAAACUUUAAUCAUUCUCGACAUAUUUUUUAUUUAUUUUUGUACAUUUCAGCGAACUGUUUGACUAUGAUUGACAGCCAUGUAAACCAAUGACAGGACAGAUAAAAGUUUCGUGUACACUAUCGUUGGCAUGGUGACUCGUUGAUAUUACACGAUUCUAGGAAAACGGAGGCGGGACAGUAGUUAAGCACGGGUGGAUGCACUUUCUCGGUUGUAUAUAUGGAUUUUUUUUUUGACCAGCAAUUUACGGACAAUAAUUAAAGUUUGUAAACUAUCUUUAUAUUCAUUAUAAACACAAAGACUGAAGACUAAAGGGCGACAGUGCAGUGCUAGUGAUACAAAUAACAACUUAUCAUUUGUUUCGUUAUCGUCUUAGUUUGUUAGAUACGCUUGCUAUGGCUACCUAGCUAGCUACUUGUAGCCAGCUAACGUUAACUCAGUUAGCUCUCUAUUCUCGUCCUCUCAUGCAAAACAAGCUGCUAAGCUUCGCUAGUUCUCUCUUUGACUAAGUUUAGCUCACUUGUAGGUUUAUCAGCAGUUAGCAAACACAGCGAGAGGAGAGGAGGCUCUCUUGUUGCCACGCAACUGUAUGACCCCCUGUCUUCAACACCUGUUGGAAAGGUGACCCCUGCCUGACCUGUGACAAGUCACAUCAUCCACAGAGAGUGGCACCAGCAUGGCAGGGCUGGCGUUAGAGUGGAGGGGCUGACGUCAUGCUCUCACCCUGCUGACACAUUUUUUAGAAAGCCCUCAACACUAGAACGAGAGAGGGAGAAAAAGCCUUAGAGGGAGACAGACAGCCCUUGACAGUGAAACGAGAGAGAGCGAGAGAGAGGAUAGAGAAGAAGGAGGAGAGGAGAGAUUAAGCCUCAUCAAAAGAAACAACAGUUAUCUUUCACAAUGCAUCUCAUUGACUUACCAUGCCAGUGAAGCUCAUUGAAUGGAAUUGAGAAACUCACAUGAAUAUUUUCCACCUCUCUCCUCUUCCCUGGUUGUUGUUCUAGACCCACAUUACAAUAUGUUCUCAGUCAACAUACCUGGUAGCAUAAUGGUUGGAUAAAGAACUUCAGUAAACUUACCUGGUAACAUAAUGGUUGGAUAAAUAACAUCAGUUAACUUACCUGGUAACAUAAUGGUUGGAUAAAUAACUUCAGUAAACUUACCUGGUAACGUAAUGGUUGGAUAAAUAACUUCAGUCAAUUUACCUGGUAACAUAAUGGUUGGGUAAAUAACAUCAGUUAACGUACCUGGUAACAUAAUGGUUGGAUAAAUAACAUCAGUUAACGUACCUGGUAACAUAAGGGUUGGAUAAAUAACAUCAGUCAACUUACCUGGUAACAUAAUGGUUGGAUAAAUAACUUCAGUCAACUUACCUGGUAACAUAAUGGUUGGAUAAAUAACUUCAGUCAACUUACCUGGUAACAUAAUGGUUGGAUAAAUAACUUCAGUCAACUUACCUGGUAACAUAAUGGUUGGAUAAAUAACUUCAGUCAACUUACCUGGUAGCAUAAUGGUUGGAUAAAUAACUUCAGUAAACUUACCUGGUAACAUAAUGGUUGGAUAAAUAACUUCAGUUAACGUACCUGGUAACAUAAUGGUUGGAUAAAUAACUUCAGUAAACUUACCUGGUAGCAUAAUGGUUGGAUAAAUAACUUCAGUAAAUGUACCUGGUAACAUAAGGGUUGGAUAAAUUACAUUGAAUAACAGAACAACAAGAGACAAAACAAUGUUCAGACAGACGGACACCUCGUCCAAGAGACGUCAUGGAGGACAUGGGGGUCUCACAGCCUUACCCUCGCCUCCUCAGCCCCACCAGGGUGGGCGUAUCCGGGGGGUGGAGGUGGCCCGCGGGAGGGCAGGGUAUGGGUUCACCCUCUCUGGCCAGGGCCCCUGUGUCCUCAACUGCAUUCUGAAAGGAAGUCCUGCGGACUACGUGGGUCUCCGCUCCGGUGACCACAUCCUGUCCGUGAACGACAUCAACGUCUCCAAGGCUUCGCACGAGGACGUCGUCAAGCUGAUUGGCCGAUGCACCGGGGUUCUGCUGUUGGUCGUCGCCGAGGGAGACCGGGGAGGCCGUCGUCACGGACACGGCGGCACCAACCGCAACCGUCGCCACGGAAACAAUUCGGGAAGUCCAGCCGGAGGAGCGGCAGCCGCCGCGGACUCGUGCUCCAGCGACGAGGAGUUGUGUGGUUACCAUAACAGCAGCAGCGGAGGAGGAAACAACAAAAACGUGAAGCCUGGUUCCCGUGGUAACAGCGCCAGCGGUGGAGGAGGAGGAGGGGGUGGUGGCUGGUUCAAGCCCAAGCUGGACUCUAAGACCCUGGGUAUUAACAGGGCAGAGAGGGUGGUGGCGGAGAUGCAGUCUGGAGGAAUAUUCAACAUGAUCUUUGACAACUCUUCACACUCCUCCAGCAGCUCAGAGAAAGACAGGGUCAUCGCUCCUCCUCCCCGUGCCUCGUCUUCCUCGUCUGCGUCGGCCAAGCCUGCGAGGCCCCUGUCAGAGCCAGAGUUCCCCCCGUACCAUAAGGGGAGAGGCCGUUCCCAUAGCAACCCCAACCUGCUCUCUGAGGAGGAGAUGGACAGGGUUCUAAUGGCCGACGACUCAGUGUUCCUGGACCGGUUCCAUCUGCAGGAGGCAGAGAUCCAGGUGGAGGUGGAAGGGGAGGACUUCUCCCUGGAGCCCAGUGAGGGUAUCCUGAACGUGGGCAUGAUGGUAGGGUACCUGGGCUCCAUAGAGCUGGCCUCUACAGGAGCUAGUCUGGAGAGUGACAGUCUGCAGGCCAUCAGAGGAAGCAUGAGACGACUCCGGGCUGAACAGAAGAUACACUCCCUGGUCCUCAUGAAGGUGAUGCACGAUUGUGUGCGGCUGUGCAGUGACAGGAGACAGGUUCUCGCUACCUACCCCGCCGAAAAGCUAGCCUUCAGCGCCUGUUGCCCCGACGACCGACGCUUCUUCGGACUGGUCACCAUGCAGGCCACCCAUGACGACGACGGUCGCUAUGGCAAUGGUAACCGGGAGGAAGAGGGCGGGCUGAGGACUUCCUGUCAUGUGUUCAUAGUCGACCCGGAACUCUGUCAUCACCAGGUCCAUGUGGGUGUGGCCAGGAGGUUUGGGUUUGAGUGUACUCCUGAUCCUGACACUGGAGGGUGUCUGGAGUUCCCCCCUACCUCCCAGCCUCUGCUCCAGUUUGUGUCCGCUCUCUACCGGGACAUGGGGGAGAGCAUCGAGGGGGUCCGGGCGCGGGCGUUCCUUGACCCGGACAACGACCCACAGCAGAACCACAGCACCAGUAGCAACAGCGACAGUGGCAUCGGUAACUUCCUGCCAGAUGAAAAGAGUAACCGUGUCUUAUUGGUUGACCUGGGAGGCCAUAAUCACAACCCCGGUCCACGCCACUGGGACAGCCCUCCUCCUCCCUCGGCCCCGGGCUGGAACCAAGUCCCUCCCGGUGUCGCCCCUGGCCCCCCUCCUCCUCCCCCUCCUCACCUCAACAACAGCUACCCCCCGCCUCUCCCCCCUGCCAUCCCCCCUCGAGGGGCCCACUCCUCCCAGCCCUCACUCCACCACUACCCGCCAGGGAAGAGGGGAGGAGGGGCGGAGCAGAGCCUGGCCCAGCCCCAACACCAUCAGUCUCAACGCUGGUUACCAGUCCAUGUCCUGAGAGACUGGAGACAACCAGGCCAGGCAGGACAAACGCAGGGACAAGGAGGGCUGUGUAGUGAUCAGGAGUCCUAUGCUGAGUCAACAGAUGGCUGGUCAUCAACCAACUGUAGCACCCUCCCUCCACCCAUGAACAAGAUACCCGCGGAUCGCUACAGGGCUCCACUACCAGCCGGGGACCUGCCCCUGCCUCCGCAGCCUCCCGGGCUGGCCACGCAGAAGGAUGAGUGGGCUAAGAAGCUGUUUGGGGCCGCGGCUGGAGAGAAAGGACUCAGAGAGCCCAAGCAGAAUGGGAAGAGACGCGGGAAUGGGAAAGACGGGGAGAAGAAGGCUGGUCGGUUUAGAGGUCUGACGAAGGGCUUCCCUCCUCUACCUCAACGCUCCUCGGGAAGGCGAUCCUUCGGCCGCAUUAGCCUGGCACGCUCGCUGGAUGACCUGGAGAAAACCCUGAACUGUGAGGGAGCUACGGAAGGAUCUGCCGUGGUCUCUGAUGGAGAGCUGAACAGUGUUGACCUCCAGGGCUGUGGCAGUGACAACAGUCUGAACAGUAAUGCCAGCCUACCCAGUGUCCAGUGCCAUCGACGUCACACAGAGAGACGGGUGGCCAGCUGGGCGGCCUGCUUUGAGAGACUGCUGCAGGACCCGGUCGGAGUCAGAUACUUCUCAGAGUUCCUGAAGAAGGAGUUCAGCGAGGAGAAUAUUGUGUUCUGGCAGGCCUGUGAGUUCUUCAGCCAUGUCCCCGACAACGACAAGAAACAGUUAUCUCAGAGAGCUAGACAGAUCUAUAACAGUUAUUUAUCCAGUAAGGCCACAACGCCGGUCAACAUUGACAGUCAGGCCCAGCUGGCAGACGAUAUUCUCAACGCUCCCAGACCAGACAUGUUUAAGGAACAACAACUACAGAUCUUCAACCUGAUGAAGUUUGACAGCUAUACUCGCUUCCUGAAGUCCCUCCUGUAUCAGGAAUGUAUGUUAGCGGAGGUGGAGGGGAGGCCUCUACCAGACCCCUACCACAUACCCAGCUCUCCCACCUCCAAACACAGUACCGGGUCAGAUAGAUCCACACCCAAGAAGGAGGACAAGAAGACUAAGUCGGGCCGCUCUCUGAACGAGGAGAGAGAGAAGGAUGAGUGCGGAGGAGAUAAGAAGAAAGGAAUGUUCUUUUCGUGGUCACGGAACCGGAGCUUCGGGAAAGGCCCCAAGAAACGGGAUCUGGCAGACAUCAACUACAACUUCAGUAACGGGCGUCGGGAAUCACAAGGCUCUCUGUCAUCCGGAGCCAGUCUGGAACUGGGAACGUCCGGAUCUGGAAAGAACGAGGGUGGUUCUAUGGAGAGAGACAGAGAGCGAGGCGGUGACUCUGUAACCCUGAGACAGUGUAACAUCAACCUACCAGAUGGGACAUGUUGCUCUGUGCCGGUCAGAGCUGGGUUCUCCAUCAGAGAGCUGCUCGUGGGUCUCUGUGAGAAACUCUGUAUCAACGUGGCAGCUGUAGACCUCUUCCUAGUCGGAGGGGAGAAGCCUCUGGUUCUGGAUCAGGACUGUAUGACUCUGUGCUCUCGGGACCUCAGACUGGAGAAACGGACUCUGUUCAGACUGGACUUGGUUCCUAUAAACAGGUCAGUGGGUCUGAAGGCGAAGCCCACUAAGCCGGUGACGGAGGUUCUGAGACCUGUAGUGGCCAAGUACGGCCUCCAGCUGAACGACCUGGUGGCCCGCAUUAGUGGGGAGAAGGAGCCUCUUGACCUGGGUCUCCCGAUCUCUAACCUGGAUGGACUGAGAGUGGUGCUGGAUGUAGCUGACUACACACCUGGGAAGGACAAACCGAUCGGGGCUCCGUCUAAAACCCAGGCCCCGCCCCCUACGACUAGGAACCAAUCAGCUACGGGGGAUGAGAGGGCGUCAGGGAAGCCCAGUGCGGUGCUCGGCAACGGAAACAAGCCCUCCUCCUCUGCCCGUGACGACCGCCUCUUACCCAGCAGCCACCGCAAGACGGCGGCGCCAUAUAAAGCCCCGCCCACUGAAAAGAGAAAGCAGAAAAAGAUUACUGUAGACGAAGCUGAAGAGCUCUUCCAGCUCAUAUCCAAAGCUCAGUGCAGCAGAGCAGACGACCAGCGAGGUCUGUUAGACAAGAGUGACCUGACGCUUCCCGACUUCCUCCGCCUCAGCCCUUCAUCACCACCCCUUCCUCUUCCUCCCGCCUGCGUCACCCGGCAUGGCCGCGGCGGUGGUAACCAUGACGGUAGCGACAACCACGGCUACGGGGGAAACAGACGUCACGGCAACAAGGAGGGUGGAGGCGGUGGCUCGUUCCCUUUGAACACCGGCAGCCAAUCGCAGAGCUUGGACUCCUCGCUCGGAACGGGAGGAGGAGGAGGGGGAAGACGAGCGCUCCUCCCCCCCUCCCACCACAACAGACCCCCUCCCCCGUUCCCCGGCACCACAGUCCACCGCCCCUCCCAGGGGCAGCACCACCUACGGGGUCUCCCCAGCCCAGACUGCACGGGGUCAGUACAGAUGUUACGAGAGGAGCCCCUAGCUGACCUGACCCUGGUGGGAGAAGGGGACAUCAACAGUCCUAACUCCACUCUCCUAACCCCACACCACUCCUCCUCCACUACCCAUAACCCACCACGCUUCUCCCAACACGACCUCCACAGCUCGGCCUGCUCAGGUACCUCCCCUGUGUGAACUCUGAACCCGCGGCCUUUCACCUUCGAACUGCGUUUGAUCUCCGAACUAUCCUCUCCUCUCUCUCCCGAAAUGGAACCCUGUUCCCUGUAUAGUGCACUACCCCUAAGGCUCUGGUGGAAAGUAUAUAUAGUGCACUACAUUAGACCAGAACCCUAUUCCCUACAUAGUGCACUACAUUAGACCAGAACCCUAUUCCCUACAUAGUGCACUACAUUAGACCAGAACCCUAUUCCCUACAUGGUGCACUACAUUAGACCAGAACCCUAUUCCCUACAUAGUGCACUACAUUAGACCAGAGCCCUAUUCCCUACAUAGUGCACUACAUUAGACCACUACCCCUAAGGCUCUGGUGGAAUGUAGUGUGCUAUAUAGGGAAUAUGGUUCCAUUUGUGACUCAGCCCCCCCAGUGUCUGGGAGCUGAAGUUAACCCCUUCCAGACACUGAUCCUAGAUCUGUUAUCUGUUCUGAGGAUACAUCUAGAGGAUCUAGGGGAUAUUGUAGUCAGAACACUGAUCCUAGAUCUGUGCCUAUGGGGUCCGCUUUUCUGUCUGCGUGUGAAAGGUUGUUGUUUUUUGAAGUGGGCUUGUUGCUGUGGAAACCAGUGCCUAACUUUACCCCCCCACCAACCCUGCACCCUCGGCCGUCUACAACCCUCCAAUGUACAGAUUGCAAUGAUGCACUUUAGCCAAUCAGGGGAAAGGACUGCUUUGUGUAUCUAAGCCUUGAUUUGAUUGGUUUGUUCUGUAACCUGGAGCCCCCAGAUGGUCUGUCUUUUACCACUCAGCUGAAGAGAAAUCACCUUCACUACAAUGUGUGUUCCUGGAAGAGGACAGGACUGUCUCUCUCUCUCUUUCUCUUUCUCUUUCUCUCUCUCUCUGUCUCUCUCUGUCUCUCUCUCUCUUUCUCUCUCUCUCUUUCUCUCUGUCUCUCUCUCUCUCUCUCUCUGUCUCUCCCUCUCUCUCUCUGUCUCUCUCUCUCUUUCUCUCUGUCUCUCUCUCUCUUUCUCUCUGUCUCUCUCUCUCUCUCUGUCUCUCUCUGUCUCUCUCUGUCUCUCUCUGUCUCUCUGUCUCUCUCUCUCUCUCUCUCUCACUCUGUCUCUCUCUGUCUCUCUGUCUCUCUCUCUCUCCAUCUCUCUCUUUCUCUCUCUCUCUGUCUCUCUCUUUCUCUCUGUCUCUCUCUGUCUCUCUCUCUCUCUCUCUCUCUCUCUCUAUCUCUCUCUUUCUCUCUCUCUCUCUCACUCUGUCUCUCUCUGUCUGUCUCUCUCUCUCUCUCUCUCUCUCUCUCUCUCUCUCUCUAUCUCUCUCUUUCUCUCUCUCUCUGUCUCUCUCUUUCUCUCUGUCUCUCUCUGUCUCUCUCUUUCUCUCUCUUUCUCUCUCUCUCUCUCUCUCUCUCUCUCUCUCUCUCUCUCUCUCUCUCUCUCUCUAAUCA
Oncorhynchus masou masou (cherry salmon) is the source of this 8300-nucleotide messenger RNA. RefSeq names its product regulator of G protein signaling 12b (gene rgs12b). Gene Ontology annotation, biological process: regulation of G protein-coupled receptor signaling pathway; signal transduction. The transcript has 23 exons. Gene Ontology annotation, cellular component: nucleus; cytoplasm; plasma membrane. The record is from RefSeq and is a predicted model, not a curated record. The coding region runs from base 2241 to 6869 and encodes 1542 amino acids. Gene Ontology annotation, molecular function: protein binding; GTPase activator activity. NCBI's taxonomy places the organism in Eukaryota, Metazoa, Chordata, Actinopteri, Salmoniformes, Salmonidae.